GGGAGGUGUUUGCCGCUGCGUUGGGAGGUCGGGGAUACUUGCGAGGUUUAUACACUGUGGUUCCCGUUCGUCUCGGCACGUCUGGGUGGCCACACGUGAAUGAUUCGCAGGCACACUUGCACACGUGCGUGCGAAUGCAGGGGCUCUUAAUAACGCGGGCUGGAGUCGGCUCGGGGAUCAAGAUCGAGGUCUCCACGCUUGAACCCGUGACUCAGAAACGUCUUGGCUCUAGUUUGGGGUUGCGAUUUGACAUCAGACUUGGUGGUGGUGAGGCAGAGGCAGGGGUGACCAGAGAAAAGACAUUGGUUCCCGGAGCCCAGCAUUUCUACCAAGUGUUCCCUCCCCCCGUUCCUCCAACCAACGCAACACGCACUCACACACACACACACACACACACACACACACUCGCUCCAUUUAUGUCCUUUCUUUUAUGAGUGCUGCUGUCGACUCGAAGUAGGAAGUAAAAGGAAGCCUUUAAGGGGACAAAAGAAAGCCAGAAAGAAAGGGGAGGGGGUCAGAUAGAUUCCUCAGGGAGAUGAAAUUCGAAUGUUAAAGCACUGACCUAUGUCACUUGCUGUUCCCCCUUCCUCGCUUCUACAUUGCCUCUAAAUCAUUCCAAGUGCCCUUCCUCAGGGAGGGGCGGGGAGGAAGAGGAGAGGGAGUAAAGCAUUUAUAAUUAAAUGUACUAAGCAACUCCAAAGAUGGGGAUGCUGGCGAGGUAGUUCAGCCCAAAUCUUACUAAUUCAGUAGGCUGAGUCUUGCAUACUGUGGCAAAUUGACUUGGAGCCCGAGCUAAGGGAGGUUUUUGGUGCUGGUCCUCGGUUUUACUUUUAGCUGAUUCCCGGUAAGCGAGAGGAACGUCCUCUUUAAACUCCAGGUAUCAGGAGGGGUUCCGGGAUUGCGGAUGCCUUCGCAGAGUUCUUUGUAAUCUACCGUGCAGAACUAUUUCAGCGGCUUAAAGAUGCGGUUUGGUAGCGUCGCUGACAUGAUCAAUGAGAAGAAGUGGACGCAGGGCGCUCUCAGGGAAGCGCUGCUAAGUGGCACCGUGCAUGCAAUUAGGACGCUGAUGUGCUUAAUAGCGCGAUAGCGAAGUCCACCAUCAAAGCGAACGCGCUCUCCUUUUUCUCCACACUCAAAGCUCCUGAAGACAAUUGGUGAUUUAAGAGCUUCUUCUGGGUCCUUUUAAUGCAUAAUCUCGCACCCUUUUUGCCUCUGAAAAGUAUUCUUUAGGUUCCCACUCUGGCAUUUCGAGCGAUGGUUUUAAAAUAGCCCAAGUAUUGUGGCUUCUGGCUCCUCUGUGAAAAUGGGAGACCUUCACGGUGAACUGUUAACUGAAGAGGUUCUGAAAGAAAGGCAGAGGAACUGGGUAUAGGAGAUAAAAUGCACACUUGCUGCCCCCCAGUAACUUUGGAACAGGACCUUCACAGAAAAAUGCAGAGCUGGAUGCUGCAGACUCUAGCGUUUGCUCUAACAUCUCUCGUCCUCUCAUGUGCAGAAACCAUCGAUUAUUAUGGGGAAAUCUGUGACAAUGCAUGUCCUUGUGAGGAAAAGGACGGCAUUUUAACUGUGAGCUGUGAAAACCGGGGGAUUAUCAGCCUCUCUGAAAUUAGCCCUCCCCGUUUCCCAAUCUACCACCUCUUGUUGUCUGGAAAUCUUUUGAACCGUCUCUAUCCCAAUGAGUUUGUCAAUUAUACUGGGGCUUCAAUUUUGCAUCUGGGUAGCAAUGUGAUCCAGGACAUUGAGACCGGGGCUUUCCACGGGUUGCGGGGUUUAAGGAGAUUGCAUCUGAACAAUAAUAAGCUGGAACUUCUGCGAGAUGAUACCUUCCUUGGCUUAGAGAGCCUGGAGUACCUACAGGUCGAUUACAAUUACAUCAGUGUCAUUGAACCCAAUGCUUUUGGGAAACUGCAUUUGUUGCAGGUGCUUAUCCUCAAUGACAAUCUCUUGUCCAGUUUACCCAACAACCUUUUCCGUUUUGUGCCCUUAACUCACCUGGACCUGAGGGGGAACCGGCUGAAACUUCUGCCCUAUGUGGGGCUGUUGCAGCACAUGGAUAAAGUUGUGGAGUUACAGCUAGAGGAAAACCCCUGGAAUUGCUCCUGUGAGCUGAUCUCUCUGAAGGAUUGGUUAGACAGCAUCUCCUACUCAGCCCUGGUGGGGGAUGUGGUUUGUGAGACCCCUUUCCGCUUACACGGCCGGGACUUGGACGAGGUGUCCAAGCAGGAACUUUGCCCAAGGAAACUUAUUUCAGACUAUGAGAUGAGGCCUCAGACGCCUUUGAGCACCACGGGGUAUUUACAUACCACCCCGGCUUCGGUGAAUUCCGUGGCCACUUCUUCCUCUGCUGUUUACAAACCCCCCUUGAAGGCCCCCAAAGGGACUCGCCAACCUAACAAGCCCAGGGUGCGCCCCACCUCUCGGCAGCCCUCCAAGGACCUGGGCUAUGGCAACUAUGGCCCCAGCAUCGCCUACCAGACCAAAUCUCCGGUGCCUUUGGAGUGUCCCACCGCGUGCACUUGCAACCUGCAAAUCUCUGAUCUGGGCCUCAACGUCAACUGCCAGGAGCGCAAAAUCGAGAGCAUCGCAGAGCUGCAGCCCAAGCCCUACAACCCCAAGAAGAUGUAUCUGACGGAGAACUACAUUGCCCUGGUGCGCAGGAGUGACUUCCUGGAGGCCACCGGGCUGGACCUCUUGCACCUGGGCAACAACCGCAUCUCCAUGAUCCAGGACCGCGCCUUCGGGGAUCUCACCAACCUGAGGCGCCUCUACCUAAACGGCAACAGGAUCGAGAGGCUGAGCCCGGAGCUGUUCUACGGCCUGCAGAGCCUGCAGUAUCUCUUCCUCCAGUACAACCUCAUACGCGAGAUUCAGCCCGGCACUUUCGAUCCGGUCCCAAACCUCCAGCUGCUAUUCCUGAACAACAACCUCCUGCAGGCCAUGCCCUCUGGCGUCUUCUCAGGCCUGACCCUCCUCAGACUGAACCUGAGGAGUAACCACUUCACCUCCUUGCCGGUGAGUGGAGUUCUGGACCAGCUGAAGUCACUCAUCCAAAUCGACCUGCACGACAACCCUUGGGAUUGUACCUGCGACGUGGUGGGCAUGAAGCUGUGGGUCGAGCAGCUCAAAGUGGGUGUCUUGGUGGACGAAGUCAUCUGCAAGGCGCCCAAGAAGUUCGCUGAGACGGAUAUGCGCUCCAUUAAGUCGGAGCUGCUGUGCCCAGACUACUCGGACGUAGUGGUUUCCACGCCCACGCCCUCCUCCAUCCAGGUCCCGGUGAGGACCAGCGCCGUGACCCCCGCGGUGCGGCUGAACAGCACCGGGGCCCCGGCGGGCCUGGGCGCGGGCGGAGAAAACCCCAUCUACCGCUCCCGGGAGGGCAACUCCGUGGAGGAUUACAAAGACCUGCACGAGCUCAAGGUCACUUACAGUAGCAACCACCACCUGCAGCAGCAGCCGCCGCCGCCGCCGCCGCCGCCGCAGCCGCCCCAGCAGCAGCCCCCGCCGCAGCUGCAGCUGCAGCCGGGGGAGGAGGAGAGGCGGGAAAGCCACCACUUGCGGAGCCCCGCCUAUAGUGUCAGCACUAUCGAGCCCCGGGAGGACCUGCUGUCGCCGGUGCAGGACGCCGACCGCUUUUACAGAGGCAUUUUAGAACCAGACAAACACUGCUCCACCACCCCCGCCGGCAACAGCCUCCCGGAAUAUCCCAAGUUCCCGUGCAGCCCUGCUGCUUACACUUUCUCCCCCAACUAUGACCUGAGACGCCCCCAUCAGUAUUUGCACCCGGGGGCAGGGGACAGCAGGCUGCGGGAACCGGUGCUCUACAGCCCCCCCAGUGCUGUCUUUGUAGAACCCAACCGGAACGAAUAUCUGGAGUUAAAAGCAAAACUAAACGUUGAGCCGGACUACCUCGAAGUGCUGGAAAAACAGACCACUUUUAGCCAGUUCUAAAAGCAAAGAAACUCCCUUGGAGCUUUUGCAUUGAAAACAAACAAGCAAGCAGACACACACGGUGAACACAUUUGAUUAAUUGUGUUGUUUCAAAGUUUAGGGUGAAGUGCCUUGGCACGAGAUUCUCAGCUUCAGCGGAAGAUACUGAAAGGGUGUGCAAUUUCCUUUUCCUAUACCCGUGGGGAAACAUUUGUGUAAACUGGGCACAUCGCUUUCUCUUCUUGAGUGUGGGGAAGUCGAGGAGAAGGGCUUUAUGGAGGGCAAUUCCCUGUGCGGGUGACUUGUUAAAGGUCGCAGUCAUUUUCGUAGUGGUUGGAAGUGCUAAGAAUGGUGGUAGAUGGCAGCGCAUAGAUUCUACUCUUCCACUUUUACUGCCUCCCCCCCCCUUCUCCCCCUUCGAGCCAUGGGUGGGUCUAAAUGGCUUUUGUGGAGAGAUUAGCACACCCCAACUUUAAUAGAAAGUUUGCCCGCCACCCGCCUUCCUCCUUCCCUUUUUCUUCCUCCCUCUCCUUUCCCCGCUCCCUCUCCUUCCUCCGUUUCCUUUCUCUGCCUCCCUGCCUCCUCCUCCUCUCAUUUCUUUCCUUUCUUUUUAAAGGAUGUGUUUGUAUGCAUUCUGGACAUUUGAAUUUAAAAAAAAAGUAUUGUGAUCUUGAAAAGGAUCACCAUAGAUGUGGACAAAUCAUUAAAAUUACAGAGCUAUAUGAUCCAUAAUUGAUUAGUCAAAAUAACUUAUUGAUGAAAUAUACAAAUAUUUUAUUGUAGCACCUAUUUUUAUAUGCACAUUUAGCAUUUCUCUUUCCUUCAUAUUUAGCCUAUGAUUUUCACAGAGGUGUCACACUACAUCAGGAGCUGCAUUUCCAAAACUAAAGUGAUAUCAGGAAGGCAUUUUAAAAUCAUUAAAAAUAUGGAGAACUUAAUGGCAAAAUCUUAAAAGUCAAUGCAACCCACCCAAUUGAAUCUGUAA
Molecule: messenger RNA, 4912 nt
Organism: Vicugna pacos (alpaca)
Lineage: Eukaryota; Metazoa; Chordata; Mammalia; Artiodactyla; Camelidae
Source: RefSeq, a predicted model, not a curated record